AUGCGUCACGGUGUCCCGGAGUUCUUUCGCACCCUCAGCGACCAGUAUGAGAUUGUCAUCUUCACUCGUGAGCCCUCCACCUACGCCAUGCCCAUCAUCGACAAGAUGGACUCUGAGGGGUACAUCUGGUACCGCCUGUACCGGGACUUCACCCGCCACGAGAAGGGCGAAUACUACAAGGAUCUGACCAACCUGAACCGCGACCUGCGGCGGGUGAUCCUGCUGGACACUCGGGCCGACGCGUCCAAGACGCACCCGGAGAAUGUGGUCGUCGCCCCGAAGUGGGACGGCAAGUCCAUGGACUUCUGGCUGCUGGAUCUGAUCCCCUUCCUGCAGACGCUGGCCUCCACCCGGACCACGGACGUCCGGCCCAUCCUGACCUCCUACCAGGGGACCGACAUCCCGUCGGCCUUCGCCGAGAACCAGAAGCGCCUGGAGGCCGAGAUGGAGCUCCGCCGCGCGCAGCAGGCCCAGCAGGCCCAGCUCCAGGCAUCCAAGCCGCAGCUCACCCCGCCGGCCUUCGGCGGUGCCGGUGGCAGCGUCAACCCCUGGCGCCGGUAA
This is a messenger RNA of Fonticula alba, 561 nucleotides long. RefSeq lists its product as hypothetical. The record is from RefSeq and is a predicted model, not a curated record. Lineage: Eukaryota; Rotosphaerida; Fonticulaceae. The transcript has 2 exons. Bases 1 to 561 code for a protein of 186 amino acids. Gene Ontology annotation, molecular function: phosphoprotein phosphatase activity.